GCCGCGCUGCCCCUCGCUCGCUUCCGGCCCGGCGUGCAGGGCCCGCCGCCGCCGCCAUGUCGGGCCCGCUGGAGCUCUCGGUGCAGGACCUCAACGACCUGCUCUCGGACGGCAGCGGCUGCUACAGCCUCCCGAGCCAGCCCUGCAACGAGGUCACCCCGAGGAUCUACGUGGGCAACGCGUCUGUGGCUCAGGACAUCCCCAAGCUGCAGAAACUGGGCAUCACCCAUGUACUGAAUGCCGCCGAGGGCAGGUCCUUCAUGCACGUCAACACGAAUGCCAACUUCUACAAGGACUCCGGCAUCACCUACCUGGGCAUCAAGGCCAAUGACACGCAGGAGUUCAACCUCAGCGCAUACUUUGAAAGGGCUGCAGACUUCAUUGACCAGGCCUUGGCUCAAAAGAACGGCCGGGUGCUCGUCCACUGCCGUGAAGGUUACAGCCGCUCCCCAACUCUCGUCAUCGCAUACCUCAUGAUGCGUCAGAAGAUGGAUGUCAAGUCUGCCCUGAGCAUCGUGAGGCAGAACCGUGAGAUCGGCCCCAACGAUGGUUUCCUGGCCCAGCUCUGCCAGCUCAAUGACAGACUCAUCAAGGAGGGGAAAUUGAAACUCUAGAGUGCCCCCACUGCCUUUUCUCUAGAGGUCCAAGGGGGAGGCCCUGGUUGAGGGUGUCCCAAACCACCAUGUUUAGGAAACACAGUAUAUACCCUGCUCCCAGCAUCACAAGGCACUUGCCCACAAGUCUGUCCCAGCACAGCCCAGGGCCACUUCUCCCCUGGGGAGCACAUGAAGUUUGCUGAGGAGGGUGUCCAUGCUCCCUGGUUGUCCUGUUCCUGUAAUUUAUGAUGUCCUUUCCCUGAGAUGGGGGCUCAGAGGGGGAAGGCCUGUGGCAUGCAUGCUUCUCAACGGCCCAGGGCAGGAGGUCUGCGGAAGUGUAAGGAAGGCCUGGAUGCCCACAGGGGCCCCUCAUGACCUCCCUUCCCUUACCCUGGAUCCUCUCCUGAGUGGCGACCUCAGCACCUUUAGCACUAGUAAAGGAACUAUGCAAAUACAGACCCCUCUGUCCCCACCAUAUCUGCCCCCUGGUCUCACAGCCUUCCACACCCGCUCAUAGGCGGAGGCACGUCAUGGGGUCUGUAGCUGGGUCAAGGGUAUCCCUCAGUUAAUGGAUGGAAAUUUCCACGAAGAGCCUGCAUUUCAGUUAUUUCCUUAGGAUUAAAGAGGCCUGCACAGAGAGGCCCUCGGGUGGGCCAUCAGAUUUUCCUGGAGGACUCUCCUAAAUUCAUCGAGUUCUUAAAAUGUGAAUCUUUGGAAAGCUUUGAGUUCGGAAUCUACUGCUUUGGAAUAUUUCCCUUGGGCCUCCUUCAGCCACUUCGCUUGUUAAAAGAGUGAUGCUUUGGGCAUGGUUUUAUUUUUCCUUUUUAGAAGACAGGGUGUUGAAGUCCAGCCUAUUUAAAAACCCCACCAUUUGGAGAAUUACAAGGGAUUUGUCCUGAAUUAUAGUGUUGGUGAGCCCAAGGCACUCGUGCUAAUGCUUUUUGUCUCGGUUGCUAUUCCAAGAGCAGGAGGAGGAAGUUGGCCAAUUCCGGGUGGAUGUGUGGGUGUGUGCGGAGGGGGGUGCCUCUCCCAGAUGCAGCCAGAGGACGGACAAGUGGGCAACUGGAUGGUCGCCGGCACACACCCUUCCCACUUACGGGGGCCCUGACGCGGCUCCGUGGUGCCAGUGCAGGAUCUCUGGAGUGAAUCAGCCACACAGAAAUGAGGCAUGGCGGAGCAUCCAAAUGGAUCUUUAUUGCUGGUGGAGCAAACAAACAGAAAGAAACAGCUUUUUUAAGGACUUUUUAAGGAUAAUAUUGGAAUGUACUAGCAUUCACGUUUGUGCACACUGGCCGGAAUAUAGGAAUUUUGUUUUGAACAGUCUUGUUAGGACUUCAUGUUAUUGUGAUUAUGGGAAGAAAUGCCAUACAGUUUUAUCUUCAGGGUUAGUCUGGGCAGAGAGGUGGUUCUCCGCCAUGCCCCCGGCACCUAGCUCAUAGGUGACUGAUAAAAGUUUGUGGAACUUAAACUCUUUUUUUGAACACCAAAUAUAUAUAUGGGGCAUUGUUCUGGUGGGUGUAUCAAGCUCCCAGAAGCCUGAAUUCAUAGUAGGAUCACUUGCAAGGAUUUGCAAAGGAGUCUUACCUGAAGUGGAAGAAAUAUCAGGGACUUUUGUUGAAUGUUUAAAAUCCAGUUUUCAGUUUAAAUUCAGGCAGUGUUAACAUGUCAAGGUGGGUAACGUGCCUUUUUUGGAGGUGACCAGGAGCUUCUGGAUAGGACAGGGAGAAAUAGGUGUAUCUUAGGGCCUUACUCCCAGGUGUAAGGGUCUCUGAUCACAGCAGGAGCAGCGCUGCGCAGCCUGGACAUUCAUGGUCCCCUUUGCUCUGUGACGACAGCAGCCCUGAACAAUUCGAAUCUGUCUUCUUUUCCAGGAGAAAGUGUACCUCCCUGUGUACCUCCCUUCACAAUUUACAGAUAGCUUCCCUACUUAAUCCAACUCUGUCCUCACAAUCACCCAGUGAAUUUGGUAGAGCUUAUUCAUGUAUUGUUACCUUUUAAAAAAAAGAAGGGAACUAGAGUUCAGAAUCAUCAAGGGCGUGGCCCCCAGGGUUUCCUGGCUCUUUAAGGCAAAGCUGUAGCAAGAUUUUAGGUUUGCUGCUCUCUGGAGCUAGAUUCUUUCUUUCAUACAAUACUCCUCCUCAAGAAAUGACCUCCCCAGAAGUGUCCAGCUGCACUGCACACGCCCUUGACCCAGCUCUGGAGAAGGAAGUAAAAAGCUUGGGUCCCCAAUUGGGUUCUAACCAAAGUGUGGCUCUUCUUCCAGGUGACACGUAGCACCCCUGAGUUAGAGCUUUCUGCUUUGCUUUUGGAAAAGGCUUGGGAGCUGGGGCGGCAGUCGUCACCCACAGGACAGCCACAGCGACGUAGGCGAACACGGCAGUUGGUGUGGCCAGUUAACUUGGACCUCCUGAAGAUGGCCUCCUUGUGGGGACAUGAGGGGAAAAAGGCAACUGGGAGAAUUACUGCCUUUACUUUGGGACGACUUUUAUGUUGAUAACUUGGGAUUUCUUGAUAGUCUUUAGCCCCAGAAACCCCUAUUUACUUCAUGAGAUUUAACUCCUAGUUCUUUAAGGAAAACAAAAUUCUAUUGUGUAAUAGCCAGCACGUGCCCAGCCGUGAGUGGGAGCUGUUCCUGGACAGCUUUCCACGCCCUGGGAAGUGAUGAGAUGGGAACUCAGGGUGCCCUUACCCCCUCUGCUGACCUGCUCCCUUUCUCUCACUAACUGAGCCCCAUCUAGGCAAAAUUAGAGUGCCAAACAGUUUUCUUCUCAAUCUUAAAGCAGUAUACCUUCCCACAGACUGGCCUGUUUCCCUGCUAUUCUGUUAUUUUGAGAGCAGAAACCACCACCUGUCAAAUGAGAGGACUCAUCUAGAAGCUCUCUGAGGUCUCUCUUGGCUCUGGCAUGGUAGGGGUCUCCAAGAAACCCCACCUGGAAUUCAGUAUCACCAGGAAAUUACCAGAUAUGUGACAAGUAAUACGAUGACCAGAAGGUGGCGCUGCGUUUCACGUGUGAGGAUGCAUGGUUCGGAAAGGGAAUGUGGGCGCCUCUUGUGUCACGAGUUAAUGUUAAGAUGCUAAUGUUUUAAUCAAAAUAGGCACUGAUCAUAAAUAGGAAGAUAUGCGCUUUUCUCACAGUAAAUUUUCUUUGUCAUAAAACUGGUGUCAGGAAUCACAGAAAAACCGACAGUGAUGGUCCUUCCAAGUCAAGAUUUUAUCCUGAUGGGAAAUUGGGCCAUCUCCAGCUGAGAGAGCAGGUUGGCUGGAAGCUUGACUUUUGUUCCCUCUUCUCUUCUGCCAGCUUUUAGGGUAAUUUGAUUAUGAAAAAGCGGAUUUUAUGGACAGAAAAGGGGAGGUAUCAAAUUGGUUUAAGGGGAAAAAAAGUCAGUUUUACUGUCUGUUGUAUCACAAGUCUGUUAAAACACUAAAAUUGUAACCAAAAUAAAUGUCUUACAUUACAAAUGA
Cynocephalus volans (Philippine flying lemur) is the source of this 4059-nucleotide messenger RNA. RefSeq names its product dual specificity phosphatase 3 (gene DUSP3). Gene Ontology annotation, molecular function: protein tyrosine/serine/threonine phosphatase activity; MAP kinase phosphatase activity. The record is from RefSeq and is a predicted model, not a curated record. NCBI's taxonomy places the organism in Eukaryota, Metazoa, Chordata, Mammalia, Dermoptera, Cynocephalidae. Gene Ontology annotation, biological process: negative regulation of JNK cascade; negative regulation of T cell activation; positive regulation of mitotic cell cycle. The transcript has 3 exons. Gene Ontology annotation, cellular component: cytosol; cytoplasm. Bases 57 to 614 code for a protein of 185 amino acids.